This is a messenger RNA of [Candida] anglica, 1014 nucleotides long. The record is from the annotation of a GenBank genome assembly. Lineage: Eukaryota; Fungi; Ascomycota; Pichiomycetes; Serinales; Debaryomycetaceae.
AUGUCUAAUGUCAACCAAGACCAAAGUCUGAAAUCAACGACUACAACGAAAGACACUCAGACUAAGAAUGCUCCUGUGGCAAAGACUUCGGCACAUUUAUUAGCUGGAGGAGCUGCUGGUCUCAUUCUGGCCAUUUCACUUCAACCAUUUGAUUUAUUAAAGACAAGACUUCAACAACAGCAACGAUCCAAUGUGGAUUAUAGAACAACGAUCCGGAAAGAACUUAUGAAAUUAACCAAGGUUAAAGAUCUCUGGAGGGGUGCUUUACCUUCCGCUUUACGAACUUCGGUAGGUGCCGGGCUCUAUUUCACAUCACUUUCAGCAUGUAGAACAUAUUUGUCCAAUAUGAAGAAAACGACACAAGUUUCCGAUACUAGUGCAUUACCUCAAUUAUCACCUUUUGAAAAUUUAAUGACUGGGUUUAGUAUGAGAGCCUUGGUUGGGCUUAUUACCAUGCCUAUCACAGUGGUUAAGACUAGAUUUGAAUCAAACAUGUACAACUACAAUUCCAUGUAUGAAGGUGUUGAGGGAAUUUAUCUUGAUGGACAAGCUAAAGGAUCCAUCAGCAAUUUCUUUAGAGGCUCAUUGGUAACUUUAGCCAGAGAUUGUCCUUAUGCUGGAUUAUAUAUAUUAUUUUAUGAAUCAUUUAAAAAUGAUUUAUUCCCGAAGAUUGUCUCUCUGGAAUUUUUGCAUGAUGACUCUUGGAUCUCCAGAUCUGCACUCAUCAAUACAAGCGCAGCCGUUUUGGCUGCUUCUGUUUCCACUACAAUUACAGCUCCAUUUGAUGCCAUUAAGACAAGAUUACAACUUUCUCCCACGCAUAUGAGCAUCGUACUGGCAACAAAGAGUAUUAUACUUGAAAAGGGAGGAGUGAGCAAUCUUUUCCGUGGUCUUUCUUUAAGAUUUGGACGUAAGGGACUCUCUGCUGGAAUCAGUUGGUGUAUCUACGAAGAAUUAAUUAAGGCUGCAACCAUACAAAAUUUGUUGAACAAAACAUCAUCUACAUUAAAAUAG